Molecule: messenger RNA, 2655 nt
Organism: Mesorhabditis belari
Lineage: Eukaryota; Metazoa; Nematoda; Chromadorea; Rhabditida; Rhabditidae
Source: the annotation of a GenBank genome assembly
AUGGUUUUGAAGACGAAAAAAAUCUAUCCAGAAUUGAGGCGGACGACCGGCUGGGGAAUGGAAAAUGAGCACGAAUUUAUAUGCGGAGUAAUUGAAGGAUUUUACGGCCGUCCAUGGACCCUCGACCAGAGGACGGAUCUCUUCAAGAAAUUAGAGGCUUUCCGUUUAAACUACUAUGUUUACGCACCGAAAGAUGACCUGAAACAUCGGCUGUCGUGGAGGGAGCUGUACACAAGCGAAGAAGCUGAAAGUCUUCGGCACAUGAUCACAGAGGCUCGGCUGCACAACCAGAACUUUGUCUAUGCUCUUUCACCAGGGAACGAUAUCCGGUAUUCAGAUGAGGCUGAUAUUUAUGCUGUGAGGAAAAAGCUGGAACAGGUGCAUUCACUUGGUUGUGCCAGUUUCGCUCUGCUCUUCGAUGAUAUUCCCAAAGAAAUGCAUCCACUUGAUCAACAGCGAUAUGAAUCAUUUGCAAGUGCACAGGUUCAAAUCACGAAUCGAACCUUCGAAGCACUGCAGCAACCGACAUUCAUGUUCUGCCCAACAGAAUACUGCGAAACCCGGGCAAUCCCUAGUAUUGACGACUCCGAAUACCUGGACACAUUAGGCCGCUUCUUACAUCCAGCGAUUCACAUCAUGUGGACAGGUCCUAAAGUCGUCUCUAGAUGGCUAACACCGGCUCACUGUGAGCGAGUUGAGAAAGUCCUGCGAAGAAAGCCGCUAAUUUGGGACAACUACUUCGCCAAUGAUUACGAUAUUCGGAGGCUAUUCUUGGGACCAUUGCAAGGCAGACCAUUGGCUGUGAGGAACUCAAUCUCUGGUAUUUUAUUGAAUCCGAACAACAAACACGAGGCCAAUCACAUCGCCAUCGCCUCCACCUCACAAUGGAGAUAUGCAGAGGAGCCAAACGAUGAUGAUGAAUCAAAAUCCCAAUCGGUUGAAGCCAUUUUGGACAAAGCUCUGGCCAGCUGGGAGGCGCUUUUCAACACUGAAACCCCAGAAGUGCCGACGGUAAAACCACAAACGAUUCAAGAUCUGCAAGAGAUCGUGAUCGAAGGGGAGACGAAAAUUGGAUGCAUUGAUACGCCGUCAACGUCUGACCUUGGCUCCGGUCGUUCCGAGCCCUUGGAGAUGGAGGCAGACUCUUUUGUCCCUCCGGAUAUCUCAGCCGAAGUUCCUCUACCGGUUAUGGCCAUUGAUGAGAUGGUGCACGCUGUUUUGGCCACCCCAAAUGCGCAAGAAAAUGAGCCGGACCCUAGCGUCGUGGUGAACUCACUGGUGCCCGAGUAUAAUACUUGCACAGUAAUGGGGACGCCGAUCUUGCCUUGUUCUCAUAAAAACAGUUCGGAAGAAGCUGCACAAAUGGACGGGCAUGUUGAAGAGAAAUCACAAGAGGAGUCACCAAGAUCACCUGUUGCCGCUGUAACCAAUUCCCAAACACAAAUUACCAAGGGUGAGCUGCGGAGACUCGUUGAUCUCUUCUAUCUACCCUUUCAGUAUGGGAAACAAGGCGAAGAGUUACUGGAAAGCCUGCACUUCUUGAUGACAAACGCACACCGAGAGGAUGAUCGAUACUCGCCAACAGAUAGUGGCUUCCACGAAGCGAUCCAGUACAUCUACCAGUUCGUCAAUGAGUUCAACAGCCUCUAUUGGAAAAUCAUAAACUGCUCGAAUAAACCAUUGCUAUCGGAACUGUUACCUUAUAUCUGGGAAACGCAUGGAACCUUAUCCGUUGUUGAAGGAGUCACUCAUUGGCUUGCAUCGGGGAAUCUUCAGAAGGAGUUAAGAGUCUCUCCGGCCACAUGGAAAAACGCCGACUAUGACGAUGAGCCAUGGACUUCAAUGUGUCCGAUUCGCGGUUUCCCCUUGGAUAUUGCACAUACAUUAGCGACCGCCGACGGACUACUUGAUCUGUUGAGGAAUCGGAAUCCACUGCCGAUGUCAGUGCGAACCUUCCACGUGAGAAACGUCACUGCAGAUGACAUGGAUCAACUCCACUACAUCUUUGGCUCAAGUGAUUCAAGCAAAAAUGAAGAGCUUUUUGAUAGAUAUUUUGGACCGUAUCUCUUUUCCGUCAGCGAGCCUCAAUUUGGGUUUAUUUCGUAUGAGGAGUGGAGUGAAGAGGAUGGAGGAGAGCUGAAAUUUCCACACUGCGCUGUGGCUGGUAUUAGAGAUGUCGGUGCCUAUUUGGGCACUUUGUGGGUGGAGUACAGCGAGAUGAUGUUUGUGAAGUAUUGCUCGACGCGGAACACAAAAAACGAUAAAGAUCAGAAGGCGGUGCGGGAAGAGAUCGACUCAUGGAAGCCCCCGAUGAUCUCAUCAGAAAUUCUUUCGAAAUUUCCAUCGAGAAUCAAUUUGCAUGCGAAGUGUGGUACGGAUGAUGCGGUUGCGGCGAAGAGAGUCAUUCAAACGCUGGCUACUGUACUCACAUAUUCGGGAUCGAUCGGUGUCCACAUUUUGUGUCAACCGGACGACUAUCAACAGAUCUCUUUCUUGGCCAAGUUGAACUUUGAACUGAUCCCCUCUAAACGAAACGAUGAUCUCGAAGUGUACGCUCUUCCAUUGGGCGGCUUUUUUCAUUUUCCACCGAUUCUCCAAAGCUUAAACGCGGUAAAUCCAGCCGAGAAAAGACCUGAUGAAGAGAUGAAUCCAUGC